AUGCAGCGGCACGUGAAGGUCUACGCCCGUCUACGGCCCCCGAUCAGUGCUGAUGAGAUCACUAACCCACAGUGCCUUUUCUCCCAGGACUGCACAGUCGUUGUGCGUCCUCCAUUUGCAAACAUCCGCUCGUUUACCCUGGACGGCGUUUAUGGGCCGAAUGUCACCAGCGUAGACGUGCAUGACUCUUCACUGGGACCGCUGGUCGCUGACUUUCUUGAUGGCUAUUCAUGCACAUGCUUUGUGUACGGCCAGACGGGGUCCGGCAAGACACACACCAUGGGGUUCGAAGCCGACACUCCUGCUUUGUCAGAGGACAGGGCCAGCCUGAAAGAGGAGGGUGUUUGCGGCAUCUUCUUCAAUAGGCUCUUUCACAAGCUACAGUAUGGUCCCCAGAAGCACAACUUUGCCACCUCGCAGCUGCUGCUUUCGAUGGUGCAGAUUUAUAAUGAUGAAUUGGAAGACUUGCUACUUCCUCGCAGGAGGAUUAGUCUUCGUGAAGCAGGAGGGUUCUUUUACAUAUCAAAUGCUACGUGUGUUUCAGUUUCCACAGCUGCCGAUGCUAUGGCAGUUGUUAGAGUGGGGCUGCAAAACAGGACAACCGCGCCUACAAUGAUGAACAAGUCAUCCUCGCGAUCGCACACAGUUCUCUGCGUCGCACUCUGUAAGCGCGCCCUAGGAGAUAAGCAAUCUUCUCAGCUGUUCAUUACUAGCGCAGAAUACUUGAAAAACACCACUGAAGAAUUCUCUGGAACUACUCAAGGGGCCUGUUACAGGGCUCCAAGAGCAAAUAGUGCAGCUCCAGCUUUAGCCAAAGAGCGAAGGAAGUCUAACAUACCACGGCUAGAAAAACAGAACAGUGCGAUAUUACGUCCUUUGGACGAGCUACACGUCUCUACAAGCACAACCAGGAGUUUCCAAACAUAUGCUAAGACACUGGCAAGGACACAGUUUGAUGCGCCUGCCUUCGAAGCAAUCUUUUACCUCUGUGAUCUAGCGGGUAGCGAACGAGUUAAGGCGAGCAAAUCAGACGGGGUUCGGCUCUCUGAGGCCACCCAUAUUAACCAGUCCCUCUCUGCUCUCGGCAACGUUGUAAGUGCACUGUCAAAGCAAGCUUUAGGAAAGAAGAUAUCCCAUGUACCGUACAGAGACUCACUGCUGACGAAGCUUCUAAAGCCCUCUUUGGCUGGUGAAAGCAGGAUGGUAGCGAUAGUAACAUUAUCUCCAGACCUAGCAUCUCUACCAGAGACCUUGUCAACGCUUGCGUUUGCAGAGCGGUGCAAGAGCCUUCCAGACCGGAGCAGGCCUAAAAGCUUUGCCACGGACAUAGAGUCUGUGUCUGGCUGUGACUCUUCAAUGGAGGUCAAUAGCCGUGCCAUCGCGGAAGCAUAUUUGUCCUCGAUUGGCAUAUCUCUGACUAAGCUUGAAAAGCAUUUGCCAGAUGUUUUACUUCUCCUAAACAAAGACAGUUCCUCUCAGGAGUCUCACGAGACGAUAGCCAUCUUGGCUGGCGAGAAUGCACGGCUCCGGGCGUGCAUUGGAUCCCUCGUGGAGCCGUCUGCGUUGCCAAAAGCCCAUGCACCAGAUACCAGAAAAUCAAGCGCCUCUGGGAAUUCUCGCACUAAAUGCUCAACUCACGUCGAGGAAUCCCUUUACUCUUUACUCGUCAAUCAAUGUUUUUAUAUAGAUAACCUUUACCAGCAAGUCACUGCAUCACUCCUUCACACGCGGACAGGGUUGGUCCUACAGCAGAUUGCUGCAUCAUACGCAAAGCUUUGCAUCCACACGAGUGAAGAGGAAAGAAAAAGUAUGUUAGUCAUUGACUCAAAGUCUAACAAAGGACAGAUACCAGAGGAUAGAUUUGUAGAGGCUGUAAUGAAAUCAGAAUUGCUAUGCGAGAGCAUGCAAAUGCUAUACGAUCAAGGUAAUGAUGCCACUCAUCUUCUUCUGGAUAAGAUAUUAGUUGCACAUGCUGACAGGCUCCACAGAGAGUGGACCUCCUUGGCAAAAAGGACGAUAGUCCCGCCGUUUUCUUACUUUCGGGACCCAGAAAGGCUGGUUAAAUUCACGACCGAGCUAUUUGAUGUCGCAUCAAAAGAGCUAGAUCGUAUGGAAAGGAUAUUCGCCGGAAAACAAGCAGAAAUAGACUUUGUGACAGCUUAUGCCAACAUGGCUCUUGUGCAAAGGAAGAAGACCACACUCAGGACCAGUUCCAGGCCAACACAGAGUAGCACGUCUGAAGGCAUAGAUACCUCGGUUAUCAGCACAUCUUAUCCUCUGUCUCCUCCAUCCUCCCCAAGCUUCCAGGGAGCAGCGUCCUUAUCUUGGCUGGCUGACCUACCACCCAGACCAGACAGCACAGGCUCAAAUAGUGCCUUUUAG
Giardia duodenalis is the source of this 2382-nucleotide messenger RNA. Its product is annotated as Kinesin family protein GiKIN22. Lineage: Eukaryota; Fornicata; Diplomonadida; Hexamitidae. The coding region runs from base 1 to 2382 and encodes 793 amino acids. Gene Ontology annotation, molecular function: microtubule binding; plus-end-directed microtubule motor activity; ATP binding. The record is from RefSeq and is a predicted model, not a curated record. Gene Ontology annotation, biological process: microtubule-based movement. The transcript has a single exon.